GCCUGUUCACAACUGCACUGCUACCACCGCUCGCCAUGGGUCGCGGAGUCUUGCUUACAUCCAAUCUCCCUCAGCUCCAAAAUCUCAUCAAACGUGACCCGACGGCGUACAAGGAGGAGUUUCUACAGCAAUGGAACCACUACAAUAGUAUUCGCCAGAUCUUCCUCAUAAACCCGGAUGAACAGGCGCAACACUUCAGGGAGUUGGUAGCCUUCAUCGCUCAGGUGUCGCAAUGUUACUCCAAAGAGACCGCCGAGUUCCCGUCCCACCUAUCCACGAUGCUGCUUGAAAAUUAUGGCACGCUCUCGCCCGAUACCCGGAAGUCCCUUGUACAAAACUUGGUCAUGCUUAGGAACAAGGAUGUAAUAAGUUCCAUUGAACUGCUCAAGACCCUUUUCCCCCUGCUUCCGCGUACCACCUCAUCAUCUCUCCGUGCCUUCAUUCGGCGAACCAUCCUCUCUGACAUUCGGACCGCGAACCUCCGUACGAAGAACCACAAGCUCAACCGAGCCGUACAGGCGAUGCUCUUCGGCAUGGUAGAGCGCGGCAUGGACCAGGAGGUCGUCGGCGACAAGGGCAAGCUCCGUGCCGCUGCGGGUCCUGCGCAGAAUGGCGGCGAUGCUAUGUGGGCUAUUGUCCUGACGAAGGAGUUGUGGAGGAAGGGUAUCUGGAAUGACGCGAAAACCGUCUCCAUCGUCGCGCUUGGAUGUUUCCACCCGGUUGUCAAGGUUCAGAGUGCAUCCCUGCAUUUCUUCCUCGGGAGCGACGAAGAGAAGGAGGACAGUGACGACGAGUCGGAAGACGAACCUGAUGUGAAGGGAUUACAACAUCGUAGGGAGAUCAACAAGAAGACUAGGAGCGGAGACAAAAAGAUUAGGAAGACGAUCAAGUCCAUUAAGUCGAAACAAAAGAAGAAGGCGGACGCGAUAACACCUAACUUCCCCGCCAUCCAGUUGCUCAACGACUCUCAGACAUUCGGCGAGAAGCUCUACGACAAUCUCAAUCGCUACGACAAACGUCUCUCCCUCGACCAUAAGAUCCUCAUCAUGCAUCUUCUCUCGCGUGUCAUGGGCUCGCACAAGCUCUGCGUGCUCGGGUUCUACACGUAUAUCGUGAAGUACCUCACCUACCAUCAGCUGCGCAUCCCUUCGAUCCUGGUCGCGCUCGCGCAGUCCGUUCACGACCUCACGCCACCUGACGCCCUAACACCAGUGGUCCGGAAGCUCGCGCAGGAAUUUGUACAUCCCGGUGUAGGGAGCGAAGUCAUCGCGGCCGGUCUGAACGCGAUCCGGGAGGUAUGCAGACGUCAGCCGUGGGCUAUGGAGGAGGACCUGCUGGGAGACUUGAUUGAAUAUCGGAAGAGCCGGGACAAAGCCGUCACUGCGGCAGCGCGUGGUGUGCUUCAGCUAUUCCGGGAAGUCAACCCCGGAAUGCUCAAACGGCGGCAGCGUGGCAAGGAAGCCAGUAUGAACGUAGCUGGCGGCAGCCAACCACUGCCGUUCGGUCACAGCACCGAUGCAGCGGUGGAUAUCGAGGGCCUCGUGCUUCUCGAAGAUCACUUACAGAAGCUACGUGAAGAGGAAGGCGUGGCGUCCGAUGCGGAAGGCGAUGAUGAGGCUGGUUGGGAAGGCUGGGACCUUGAGUCUGACUCGUCCGAAGAAUCGGAUGUCUCUGAAGGGUGGAUUGACGUCGACUCAGGCGGAGAAGACGACCUAGACAUCAGCGACAGUGAAGACGAGGCGGACAAGAAGGAUGCGAAAGGCAAGAGCAAGGCUAAAGGCGAGGACGAACCCCCAGCCAAAGCAGACGAGACUGCCGCUGCGAGGAUAUCGUUGCUCGCUACCACUAAGAUCCUCACUCCCGCCGACUUCGCGCUGCUCAAUGAUCUCCGCCUCCAAGCGGCGUCCGAUGCUGUAGAGCGAGGCGGUGGCUCUUCUGCUAAACGGAAGCUCGCCACAUUAGAGGCAAGUAAGAGGAUUAUGCAAACAGGUAACAACGCGGAAACCUUCAUCUCCGAGGACGACAUUCUCGGGCCCCGCAAGAAGGCCAAGUCCGACUACGCCGAGCGCAUAGCAUCCAUCGAGAAGGGCCGAGAGGGACGCGAGAAGUUCGGCUCGCUCAAGGGCAAGAAAAAUAAAGCCGCGCCGAGCAGUUCCACGAACAGAGAGAAGGCAAGGAACAAGCCAAUCAUGAUGAUCCUUUCCAGCGGUGCGGUACGAAGCAAGAAGAAGGCGUCGCUCAGGGACAAACAACGAAAACUCAGAGCACAUAUCGACCGAGCCAAGAAAGGUCACCACUGAGCGCCACCUCUUGUCUUUCACAUUCAUUGUGGCGUCCAUCGCGUGGGGCAAACGGGUUGAUCUUAUGUGGUAUGCCUCUGUAUGAAGCUCCUAAUUCGCUUCUCCCCAUCGUGACUUGCUGGUUAUGUAUUGAGUCCGGCGUCAUUGGUCAUUCGCGUUGCUAGCUCGACGUGUGCGAAUGUGUGGUGAAGGUGAGGCUGUUUAUAACCCUGUGUGUCGGUAUAAGCAUCUCGAUGUACACGUACACGAACAACGUGCAUCGA
Rhodofomes roseus is the source of this 2563-nucleotide messenger RNA. Its product is annotated as SDA1-domain-containing protein. NCBI's taxonomy places the organism in Eukaryota, Fungi, Basidiomycota, Agaricomycetes, Polyporales, Fomitopsidaceae. The transcript has 8 exons. Gene Ontology annotation, cellular component: nucleolus. The coding region runs from base 36 to 2300 and encodes 754 amino acids. Gene Ontology annotation, biological process: ribosomal large subunit export from nucleus; ribosomal large subunit biogenesis. The record is from RefSeq and is a predicted model, not a curated record.